AUGAAAGGACUUGUGAGAAUCAGACUUGUCAGAAAGGGUAGAACCAGACAACCGGUGUACAACAUUACUGUUGGUAGAAAGAGAGCCAGUCUUCAGAGCGUUCCGGUUGAAGUGAUUGGCACGUACAACCCUGUGCCGACUCCAAUCUCCCCAUCGAUGAAGGCGCAAGGCAUCAUUCCUGUGAAGGAUGUGAAGCUAGACUUUGACAGAGCCAAGUACUGGAUAUCGGUAGGCGCUCAGCCAAGCGACACGGUGGCUAAUUUGUUCAAGAAAGCCGGCUUGCUCUAUGAACAAUGGCCUACGCCAGUUAAG
Messenger RNA from Pichia membranifaciens NRRL Y-2026, 312 nucleotides. RefSeq lists its product as hypothetical. Gene Ontology annotation, biological process: mitochondrial translation. The transcript has a single exon. Gene Ontology annotation, molecular function: structural constituent of ribosome. The annotation marks the transcript as partial. Lineage: Eukaryota; Fungi; Ascomycota; Pichiomycetes; Pichiales; Pichiaceae. Gene Ontology annotation, cellular component: mitochondrial small ribosomal subunit; ribosome. The record is from RefSeq and is a predicted model, not a curated record.